Molecule: messenger RNA, 8311 nt
Organism: Nematostella vectensis (starlet sea anemone)
Lineage: Eukaryota; Metazoa; Cnidaria; Anthozoa; Actiniaria; Edwardsiidae
Product: sodium leak channel NALCN
Exons: 1
Coding region: 1278-6557 (1759 amino acids)
Biological process (GO): monoatomic ion transport; transmembrane transport
Cellular component (GO): membrane
Molecular function (GO): monoatomic cation channel activity
Source: RefSeq, a predicted model, not a curated record
AUCCCUUCAUUGAUUCACUGGUAAUGGCGUCGCCAACGCCACCGACGUAUUGUUUCAUAUUUCAUAUACAGCCAUUGUCUUAUUCUCUUCCAGUGAAAUUUUCAUUGUCGAUUAGAUGUUUUACCCUUUUUAGCUUAAAGGGUCACAAUCAAUACCGGUUAUGCCAAAUAAUUUUUUUCUAGGAAAACAACGGUUUACUCACCAACUGAUAACCCAGAGACUGUUCCGUAGUGUGGUUGUUUUCUGUUUUAAAUCGGCAAGACGGGGGGAUCUUUCAUAGUUACCAUAGGCUCCAAACAAUCUCUCCUCAAAUACCACUCAUUAUUCGCUGAUCUGUUUGCGCCGUUUAAUCAUAUUUCCUGUUCGCUUUGUGUUUAUUGAAUAUUUUACUUGUACAUCAUACAUAGGAAUACAUCAAAGCAGUGUUCAUUCAUUUCUUUAUACUCAUAUCACCAAUUCAGAUUAUAAGCGCGUCAUUGUGGAAGUGAUUAUUACGAUCCUUCCCCCUAAUCUACAUAAAAGCCAUUUGAUUAUUCGAUUCUAUGGAAUACCCCUUAAAACAAAAAUAAAACAAAACCUACUUUAAAAAAACUCUGCUCCAUUAAGACACUCACACCUCUCUAAAUCCUUACAAAAUAUAUUUAUUUGAAUUAAAAAUAUUUCAAAAGCCACCUGAGCAGGUGCAAAUUUCUCCGGGGUAAGCCAAUAUCGGCGUCAUGCCAAAAUGAACAGUCGCUCAAGGAUAAAUUUAAAUUCUACGCAGUGGUCGGUAUAAUGUAUUGAAUACCCAUUUUUGGCGAAAGUAUAUAACAUAUUAAUAUCUUUCUUACCCGCGUUUCGUCUAUUGCCGCUUUAAUUGUUUGUUCUUUUGAGCAACUAUCGUUUUCCUGCUUAUUCGAUUACGUUCAUCCUAGAAAGACACCUUCGAUAGCUGGCUUUUAGGGCGGCUUAACUUUCCACCAACUCUAGCAGAGUACGUACUUGCAUACAAACUAGGCCGACUGGCGGUUUUGGGAUUAUAAAGUGUGUUGAUGCCUUUGGCGUCAGACCUGAUACCGGUUGGGGCUGUCAAAUUCGUGUAAAUAUAUUCAUAAAGAUAGGUGCGCUUUUAAAGGGCCCACAUUUACAUUCUCGCUCAGCCUCGGCGGAUGAAAAACAAUCAGUUUUAUUGGAUUCACACCUUUCUCUCCGUCUCCGCCACCUAAACGCAGACACCAAGUUGUCGUUUUAUACUUGCCUGCGCCUUUUAAUAACACCGCUCGACUCGAAAAGAAACCAUGGAGGGUCGGCCCUCACACGCUUUGGAGUCAGAUUUUAUGUCGUCCUCUACGAAUCUUUGGGCGAAGCAUCCAUUUUUCCCGGAAGCAGUUGACGAUGAAGCUGGAGACGACGAAGAGUCGAGAAGACUCGCUUGGUUGAAGAGCUGGUGGUUCAAGCGGCUCAUUCAAGUAUGUUCAGUGCUCAGUUUGAUGUCUAUGGCUAUGAACACUCCAGAGACAUUUCGGAAUGUCCCCAGCCUCUUUUACGUGACGCUUGUGCUAGACAUUACCCUUGCCACCGUGUUUACUGUCGAAAUGAUUGCUCAGAUUCGCAAAUUUGGCUUUAUUGUCGAUUUGAGAGCGUAUUUAAAGCGACCUCAGUGUAUAUUCAACUUGAGUAUGCUUAUUUUAAUCGUGUUAUCGAUUAUACUACAGCUAGUUGAACUGACGGGUUAUAAACCCGAUCCGUACAUAAUAUUCUCAAUACCUAGAGCCCCAAGAGCUCUUAUUAUGUUUCGGGUGUUCAAGCUAUUUGUCAACUUUCGCUUGGAUAACGAAGUCUCGCGACGAUGUCGAAGACAAAUUUGGUCUGUGACAAUUUUCUUUCUUUAUUUUAUGACUCUCGCCUCGAUUAUUGGCGUUCAGAUGUUUGGUUCGAAGAAUAAUUACUGUGUUAGAAAUACCACUGAUUUGUCGAACGUCACUUAUUCAGAUCUACUUUUGCCUGAAGCUCGCUGCAGCAUAUCCAAUGAAAAAGGUUAUAUCUGCCCAGCGAACUUUUAUUGUGCGCAAAUCAACCUGGAUAAAUUUAUGGCUGCUCGCCGUUACUUCGAUCAUUUCUUUUACAGUCUGCUAACCGUUUACACCAGUUCGACACAAGAAGGAUGGGUGUUAGUUAUGUAUCAGAUGAUGAAUGUCAGAUCUGAAGUCUUAGUUGUCAUAUACUUUGUGCUGAUGAUGUUUUUUAUUGCGUGGCUCGUCAAGAAUGUUUUUAUUGCUGUAGUAUCGGAGACAUUUGCUGACGUAAGAUCUCAGUACUCCAAGAGUCGUUUAUCGUCUCGAAGGCGUUACACGGGUCUUUCCUCCCUAGUGAUCAAAGACCAGGGCGCGGGCUGGCACCUGGUGUCCGUGGACCACGAAGCGAGCAAAGGACACGCGCCUCUGCCAAUCCGAAAUAUCGUGGCGUCACGCUAUGCGUGCUGGUUUAUCUGGUUUGCUGUGCUCGUGGACGCCUUAAUCCAAGCUAAUAACGGUUCAUGGCGAAGGCAAGCUCAGUUUGUGUUCACUAUUCUGUUUGAUAUAGAAGCUCUAAUCAAGAUCUGGUGCGUCGGCUUCCGGACCUAUCUGAACAGCUCAAGAAUGCAGUUUUUCGAGUUUAUCCUGGCCGUAGGCAGUACCGUGUUUGCGUUGCCAGUUCUCAUGAGUAUAGACGCGCUUGCGAUAUUUCACGUCAUGCGAGUUAUACGCCUUAUAGCUGCAAUUCCGGGUUUACAGGACUUCUGCCUAAAGAUUUUUGGAACAGGAAAAAAACUAGGAAGUGUCAUUCUAUUUACGCUAUUCUUCGUCAUGGUCUCUUCCGCAAUAAGCAUGCAGCUUUUCCUAACACUGAGCGACAGAAGCGGCAUUAAAAUUUUUGGAACAUAUCUCACUUCCUUAUCUUCAAUGUUCCAAAUUUUCACACAAGACGGCUGGGUGGUGAUCGUGGAAAAAGCAAUGACUAGUGCAGAAGUUUAUGGCGCAGCAGUGGUUGCGAUUUUUCUCAUAGCAUAUCAUCUUUUCUCUUCCCUCAUCAUUAUGAGUGUGUUUGUGGCUGUUAUUGUUGAUAAUCUUGAGAUAGACGAGGAAGUCAAAAUCAUGAAACAACGUAAAAUGGGUGAAGAGACUUCGGUGACGCACGAGAAAUUACCACUACGCUUGCGCGUUUACGAGCGCUUUAAAGAAGAUCCAAGGCUCGUUAAGAUGAGUCGAUUGAAGUUCGCCUCAGAUUUUCCGACGCCUAAGAUUCGUGAGAGUUUCAUGAAACGCUUCGUCAAUACGGAGAGUGUCGAUGACAUGCCGCUUGAUCUGUCUAUGUCCGUACCGGGUGACGAGUCUCUCUCACCGAAUCGAAUGAGAGGCCGCCGAGCUGCAAUAAGCUUGCCCGUUAAGUUGCUCAACUCCUCCGUCCCAGAAAUUAACCGCUCCACGCGAAUAUUCCGUAAGCAAUCCACCGUUUCGGCUCUGAUAAACGACGCAAACCAUCGCCGGACUCUCGCUCAGCUAUCACCAACUGAGCUCACCCCUCGAGGUGGAGUGAAGAGCGCAGGUCUUCGCAUGGCCUCGCGACGCAUUCGGACCGCGCGAACUGGAAGAGGAGCAGUUACAGAGGCGGACGUGAAACGCGCCAUGGAAAUGGCCAGUCACGGUGGCAAGAAAAUACAUUCUCAGCUUAGUCAAGAUGAGGCGCCUACCCGCCGCGAUUGGGAUAUCCAGUCCGUACGGGAGAAGCGUGAACAAGCAGCCAGUAAACGCCGAAUGCAAGAGGAAACCCUCCGGGAAAACCACCCUUUCUUUGACCAGCCUCUCUUCAUGCUCCCACGUGACUCAUGGCUUCGCUCCUUGCUCCAGAGUUUUGUACACGCGCGUUACAUAAUACCACCCGGAUACAUCGAGCGCGCCACUCGAAAUCGAUUGAUUACAAUGGAUACUAUCCAUAAGAUAAUAGCAACGCAGACGUACUUGGAAUGGACUAUGGUUUUCCUGACGCUUGCCUCGUGCCUCGCCAUGAUGACCGAGACCCCACAAGUGCGCACCUUUGAUAACAUCGCUACCAGCGCCUUCGAGCACAUCUUCGUGGUCGGAAUGAGUUUGGAGCUCGGAGUACGAAUUCUCGCCGACGGACUGGUGUUUACUCCAAAAGCAGUUAUACAGAAUUUUGGAGGUGCUCUUGACAUCAUGAUCUAUCUUAUCAGCCUCAUCUACAUAUGCUGGCAGCCUAAGAGCGUUCCUGUGAACUCCGGUGCACAGAUGUUGAUGAUCUUCAGAUGUCUGCGUCCUCUGCGCGUCCUCACAUUGAUGCCCAAAAUGAAGAAAGUCAUUCUUGAACUUGUCGGAGGCUACAAGGAAAUCCUCAAGGUAUCGGCCCUUCAGUUAAUUCUUAUGUUCUCCUUUGCUAUCUACGGCGUACAAGUCUUCUCGCGAAGGCUUGGCCGUUGUAGUGACCCCUCAAUAAAGCUAAAAUCAGAAUGCAAAGGACUGUUCUACAUGCCACUAGCGAAUCCACGUGAAAUAUUUACCUUAAAUGGAAAGCCGCCAGCAAUGCUGGUCCCGCGUGUCUGGAAGAACCCACGCAACUUUAGCUUUGAUGAUGUCUUCCAGGCAUUCCUCGCCCUAUUUGAGGCAUUGUCUUUGGAAGGAUGGCUCGAGAUUCGAGAUACCAUCGAUUAUGCAGUGGGACCAGAGUACGGCUUCUACGUUCACACAUACGUGCUACUUGGUAGUAUGAUUGGACUGACGCUCUUUGUCGGUGUUGUUGUUACUAACUUCAAUGAACACAAAGGGAUAGCGUUGCUCACUGUAGACCAAAGAAGAUGGCAAGACCUGAAGAAGCGCUUGCGUCUGGCCCAGCCGCUUCACCUGCCACCACGCCCGGAUGAUAAUGGCAUCAGAAAGACCCUCUAUGAUCUUGUACAGUCCGUCAUCUACCGCCGAGUUGUAGCCGUAGUGGUACUGGUUGAGUGUGGAACCCUGGCAGUCGGGCAGUGGACCACGGUGGACGCACCAGUCCGUGAAUUCAUUACUAGCACUGCAGCUGUUUGCACACUUCUCUUUGUCGUCGACACCAUCCUCAAGCUUAUUGCUUACACUGUCCGCGGUUACUGGCACAGUAGAAGAAACCGAUUUGAUUUGUUAUUAACUAGCCUCGGCUUGAUAUGGGUCGUCUUGAAUUUCUCUUUGAAAGGCAAUGAGAACGCAUACCUAAUAUCUACAAUCUUUGGCGUUGUGAUAAUUAUCUUUCGAUUCCUGACGCUGUCCGGUAAACAUGACAUGCUUAAGAUGCUAAUGUUGACUGUAGUAAUGAGUUUAGUCAAGAGUUUCUUCACCAUCGCAGUACUUGUCAUCCUAAUGAUGUGUUACUCGCUUAUGGGAGUAAUUCUCUUCGGUACCGUGAAGUAUGGAGAGGCUAUAAACAGAUAUGCGAAUUUUGGUACAAGUUUUAACGCUAUGAUUCUGCUAUUCCGUGUCACUACUGGUGAAGACUGGAAUAAGAUCAUGCAUGAUUGCAUGGUUGGAGAACCGUACUGUACUCCUGAGGAAAACUUUUGGGAAAGUGAUUGCGGAAACUACACGGCUUCUUUAAUCUACUUCAUAACAUUUUACAUCGUGGUGAGUUUCAUUUUGCUUAACGUGUUUGUAGCCGUAAUUAUAGAGAACUUUUCACUGUUCUACGCUAGCGACGAAGACUCUUUACUGAGUAACACAGAUUUGCGCGAUUUCCAGAUGGCAUGGAAUCUAGUUGAUAAAGGUCGUAAAGGGGUCAUGUCCGUACCUCAAGCCAAGCUCUUCAUGCGCGUCUAUAUCUUCUUCAAGCAGAAUAAUUUCUUAAAGGGUCGCCUAGACAUGGAUAAUCGGACUGUUCCUUUUAAACAUAUGUGCUGUGAGAUCGAGAAACUCCGUAAUGGUGGCGAUGUGUCAUUUCACGAUGUCUUGGGAAUCAUCGCGUACCGCAGCGUUGACAUCUCGCGUAGCUUACAACUCGAGGAGUUACUCGAGCGUGAGGAACUUGAGUACACCAUUGAACAAGAAGUCGCCAUACAAACAAUAAGAGACUGGUUCAUGAAGUUACGCCUCAAACGCGAGUUUGAGAAGCAGCAGCGAGAAAAACGGAACAGUCAAGGUGCAUCAAGUAACGAUAGCUACUCUGGUGCAACUGAAGACACAGAGCAACAGGAACAUCGAGAGCAUGAAGGGGAACACUUAAGUAGCGGGGACGAAGAGGAAAAAGACAAAGAGGCCGAGCAGCCUUCGCAAAAUUGCACGUCUGCCGGUCUACUAACUGCGCCAUCGCCAUUUGUCAUACCGCCGUCGUCACCUCCAAGGCAGCGCAAGGUUUCAGUAUUAUCACCAAAUCCUGAACGACCAAUCCCCUCACAGCGAAAGAUGACGUCCGUGACUUUUCCGACAGAGAUGUUUGAGCCGCCACCGGCACCGGCGCCAAGUAUUCGGAUACGGAAAAAGAGUGUGCCAGAAAUCAUAAACGAGAGCUUUGAAGUCAGGGAUUGGUUCUCUGAGCAAAUGAAAGAAGAUGUAAUAAAGUAAGCUGGGCAAAACUCUUUUUGAUUGUUAUUUUGAUACAUAGAUAUAGAUACCAGCAAUAUAGAUACAAUAUAGAUAAAACAAGUAUUUAAGAGGUCUUUUAUAAAUUCCACACAGGUUUUGCAAGGAUGUGUCAGUCUCUCGUGAUCUUUCGGCAAAGUAAAAUAUAAUUUGGAGUUGUGUCUUGACUGUUUCCUCAAUCAAGCUAGUUACAUUACUCUUUAUUUGGGGAGGGGGACUUUUCUCUCGAGGGACUAUACCCCUUUUUGUGCCACAGUUCCCUCUAAAACCACACACAAGGCUAAUAUAGUAAAAUGUAAAUAGCUUUAUUGAGGACACAGUCAAGGACACAACUUCAAAUUGUAUCUUAUUUUUCCGAAGGAUCACGAGAGACUAACCCAAAUCCUGGUUCGCCUCUCAACAGAACACGUGAUUCUUUCAGGGAUUACUUUGGAAAGGCUCAUAGCGCAAGUAUUUCCAAAGAUACUGACAAAAACGAAAAUGCCAUGUGUGGAAUUUAUCGAAAACUACAUCAGAAAGUAAAGUUAAAUAUUCUAGAUAACCAAAACAUUUAUUGGCCAUAGCUGGAUUAUGAAUUAUUGAAUAACAUAUCAAUCCAAAAGUCAAAUAGAAGUCGCCAUUUUCAGUCAACAGGACUCGAGGCUCUUCGGAAAUGUAAAAGUUUCAUUAGACAGCUAUCAUUUUGGCGCCACAAAACAGAUUUAGCAAUACCAACGCUAACUCUCACUAUACAUAAAGUAAAAGCUAUAGGUCAGGUCUUACCUGUUUAGCUUCAAAAGCGUGUAUUGUAAAAAGAAGUGAGAGGGAAUUUGUUUGAUUUUUUUUUUUUUUUGUAUGACGCGCGCGCGCGUUCAGGGAUUCGCGCCAAAACCACAGAAAAACCACGCAGGAUGGCAUAUUCUCUAUACCACAGGCUUCCCACCCGCGUCAGUGAAGGAUUUCUAAGGACACACGUAACGUAUGUUAUGCUAAGUCAUCCUCGUUCCCAGGGUCUUCCCCUUAGUAUCGCCUCAAAAUCGAGUCAAACUUAUAUCGCUUUAAACUCAUAAAAUUGAGCUAGAGGGGAAAAACACCACAAACGGAUACAUUUACAUCCAAACCAAGUUUAUUUCAUGAAUAAGAAUGAAGAUAUAACUUAAUAGAUGUUUAUUUGCGUGAAUUCGUGUAUCCUUAGAAAUCCUUCACUGACGCGGGUGGGAAGCCUGUGGCGUGAUAGCGUUGGACUAGAGUAGGGGGAACUGUCACCUGGUUGUGUAGGUGCAUAAGUCAAGCAUGAGUAGAUUUAGAGCAUGCAGUACACAGCUCACCUACAACCAACCAGUCUCUUAAGGUUGGUUCUCACUUGGACGUAAGCGCAAGCGGAAGGCACGUAGUUUUCCGAUUCUCACUAGAACAUAAGCGCAAGAGAACGCAAAUGCUUGAUUUUUUUUGCGCUUGUGUUUGAUCGAUUCUCACUUGUGUUGCGCUUGUUUACGCUUGCGCUUGCGUCCUAGUGAAAACCAACCUUUACUAUGGCGUGGGUUGUAAAGGAUCUUUCGGACUCGAGCUUCGCUUUUGGGCAAUAAAACGAUGAGAAAGUUUGAUGCUCAAUAUGCUCCCGCACGGCCCAAGCAAAUUUGGACAAUAACAUAUCUAUGAUAUAGCGUUUUCUUUAUAAAAUUUUGUGUAAGACCCGCUGCGUAAUAAAACUAAAUGAACAAGUAAAACCCGCCAGUAAAUCAAGUUCUAACUCUAAA